AUGGCCGACAAAAAGAUCACUCCGCGAGUCUUCAUCAUCCGCCACGGCGAAACCGAGUGGUCGCUCAAUGGCCGACACACAGGCACCUCCGACAUCCCCCUCACCGAAAACGGCGAGAAGAGAAUCCGCGCAACCGGCAACGCUCUAGUCGGCGACGACCGUCUGAUUGUCCCCAGGAACCUCGCUCACAUCUACGUAUCUCCCCGCACGCGCUCGCAACGCACCCUCGAGCUCCUAAACCUCGGCUGUAAAGACCCCAUGCCUUGGAAAUCCGACGCCGAACACGACGACAGCAACGUCAAGACCGAAGCAAAAGUCCAAGUCACCGAGAGCGUGCGAGAGUGGGAUUAUGGCGAUUACGAAGGCUUGACUAGCAAGUACAUUGGCGAACAGAGAGAAAAAGCCGGACAACACAAAUGGGACAUCUGGAAAGAUGGGUGUCCUGGUGGUGAGAGCCCUGAGCAAAUCACCAAGCGCUUAGAUGCCGUGAUUGCAGAGAUUAGGGAAAAGUAUCACAAGAAUUCCAUCGGCAAGCCCAAGGCUGAGGCGGAGCCGUAUGAUGUGUUGGUUGUGGCACAUGGGCAUAUCCUUAGGGCGUUUGCGGCAAGGUGGAUUAACAAGAACAUUGCGGAUAACCCUAGCAUGUUGCUUGACGCUGGUGGUGUCGGUACUUUGAGUUAUGAACAUCACAGUAUUGACGAGCCAGCAAUCCUACUGGGAGGUGGUUUCAUGGUAGAUGUGGUUGAGAACGCGGCAGAGGAUGGCAAGAAGAACUAG
This is a messenger RNA of Aureobasidium vineae, 777 nucleotides long. NCBI's taxonomy places the organism in Eukaryota, Fungi, Ascomycota, Dothideomycetes, Dothideales, Saccotheciaceae. The record is from the annotation of a GenBank genome assembly.